Messenger RNA from Ostertagia ostertagi, 360 nucleotides. The record is from the annotation of a GenBank genome assembly. Lineage: Eukaryota; Metazoa; Nematoda; Chromadorea; Rhabditida; Trichostrongylidae.
AUGCUAACAACCUUCUGCCUACAGCUAUUUGGACUCGAUUCCCCAGAUCUAGCCUAUGCUGACGAACUGACGCGUGAUCUAUUCGUAGUAUUCCCUCCAUUCUCACUUGGACGUGGCAUCCUCGAUACAGUGCUGAACGACUACUACAACAACUUCUAUGCUUUGGCUGGACAAAGUGACAAAAUCAGAAGCGCCCUAGCUAGCGGGAAACUUGACCGGUACCUGAUCGGAAUGUUGGUGACUGCUAUUGUCUCAUCCUUACUUACAAUGCUGCUAUCUCAUAUUCACAACACGUACGUUUCAUUUGGCCUGCUAAUUUUUCAAAUUCUCACCACGCUGAACAAGAAUAUGUCCAAAUAG